This is a messenger RNA of Hyaena hyaena (striped hyena), 2305 nucleotides long. RefSeq names its product N-myristoyltransferase 2 (gene NMT2). Gene Ontology annotation, molecular function: glycylpeptide N-tetradecanoyltransferase activity. The transcript is spliced from 13 exons. The coding region runs from base 1 to 1662 and encodes 553 amino acids. The record is from RefSeq and is a predicted model, not a curated record. Gene Ontology annotation, biological process: N-terminal peptidyl-glycine N-myristoylation. NCBI's taxonomy places the organism in Eukaryota, Metazoa, Chordata, Mammalia, Carnivora, Hyaenidae. Gene Ontology annotation, cellular component: cytoplasm.
AUGGUCCAGCAGGCCACCCCCUCCCGCCCCGCCCUGGUUGCUGCCAGCAGCUGCGCGGAGGUCGGGGCGCUGUCCCCUGGCCCAGUGGUCUCAGAGCACUUGGACCUCUUCCAUGGCUCUGGCUGCCCUCAGAGUGACAUCCUCAGGGAGCUGGGUGGAAACUGCAUGGCCUUUUGUGACCUAGCCUCCAAAAUCACAUGGGGUCACUCCUGCUGGAGGCCUCAUUACAUCAACAUGACUGAUGAAGUCAUUGGCCAUUCUGCUGCCCCCCCGGGAAGUCCUGGAGCAGACUUGGGUGCCAAAAAGAAAAAGAAGAAACAGAAGCGGAAAAAGGAGAAACCAAAUUCCGGAGGCGCCAAGUCAGACUCGGCCUCUGAUUCCCAGGAGAUUAAAAUCCAGCAGCCUUCCAAAAAUCCCACCAUCCCGAUGCAGAAGUUGCAGGAUAUCCAGAGAGCAAUGGAGCUGUUGUCCGCAUGCCAGGGCCCCACCAGGAACACUGAUGAGACUGCCAGACACAGACACCAGUUUUGGGACACGCAGCCGGUACCCAAAUUAAACGAAGUGAUAACCUCGCACGGUGCCAUCGAAGCGGACAAGGACCACGUGCGUCGGGAGCCGUACACCUUGCCGCAGGGUUUCAUGUGGGACACUUUAGACCUGGGCAGCGCCGACGUGCUCAAGGAGUUGUACACGCUGUUAAACGAGAACUACGUGGAGGACGAGGAGAGCAUGUUCCGGUUCGACUACUCGCCCGAGUUCCUGCUCUGGGCGCUGCGUCCCCCGGGCUGGCUCCUUCAGUGGCACUGUGGGGUCAGAGUGUCCUCGAACAAAAAACUAGUGGGGUUCAUCAGUGCCAUCCCGGCAAACAUUCGGAUUUAUGACAGCGUGAAGAAGAUGGUGGAAAUCAACUUUCUUUGUGUUCAUAAGAAAUUGAGAUCAAAGCGAGUAGCCCCAGUGUUAAUUCGAGAAAUAACCAGAAGAGUAAACCUGGAAGGUAUUUUUCAGGCUGUUUACACCGCUGGAGUGGUUCUUCCUAAGCCGGUGGCCACAUGCAGAUACUGGCAUCGAUCGCUAAAUCCCAGAAAAUUGGUAGAAGUGAAAUUUUCUCACUUGAGUAGAAAUAUGACUUUACAGAGAACAAUGAAGCUCUACAGACUUCCGGAUGCCACCAAGACUUCAGGCUUGAGGCCAAUGGAACCAAGAGACAUCAAAGCAGUUCGUGACCUAACCAACACUUACCUGAAGCAGUUUCAUCUUGCCCCGGUGAUGGAUGAAGAGGAAGUAGCUCACUGGUUCCUCCCCCAGGAGCACAUUAUUGACACGUUUGUAGUGGAGAACUCCAGUGGUAAACUAACUGACUUCCUGAGCUUCUACACACUCCCCUCCACAGUCAUGCACCACCCUGCUCACAAGAGCCUCAAAGCCGCCUACUCCUUCUACAACAUUCACACCGAGACGCCCCUGCUGGACCUCAUGAGUGACGCACUCAUUAUAGCCAAGUUGAAAGGAUUUGAUGUUUUCAAUGCACUAGAUUUGAUGGAAAAUAAGACUUUCUUGGAAAAACUCAAGUUUGGCAUAGGAGAUGGUAAUUUGCAGUAUUACCUGUACAAUUGGAGAUGUCCAGGAACAGAUUCUGAAAAGGUUGGACUAGUAUUACAAUAGAUGGAUAUUUCUAUUUUUCGAACUCUAACAUCAUCAUUUGUUAAUAUUCUAUUUGAUUCCUGGAACUGCCAUUCCAAAGAAGAAUAAAAGCACAACUUCACCGAAAUCGAUGUCGUCGGUAACAAUCAGAAAAGAUGAAAAAAACACCCAUAUGUGACCAAUAGUACAUAUUUCUAGCUAGAAUGUUAAUGUUCUUUUUCCACUGUUUACCCACUUGUAGGAGGGAUGAAAGGGUACAGAGAGCACAUUCCUCUGAUUUUCAGACUUUUGGCUCUCUCUUGAUGAAGAGAAAGUAUUCUUCCUCUCUGUAGAAAAGGGACUGUUUUUCUGUGGACUGAACGGAAGUCACAGAAUUGUAUAAAAAAAAAAAAUCUUCCCUGCUGUGUGGAGAUAAACUGCUGCAUUUCUGUGUAUUAAGCGUGGGUCUGUCUGUCCGUGUAACAGAUCGAAGGCUCCAUUUGCCAAAUGUGUGCUUCCCCACCUUACACAGUGCGAUCGGGAGAUUUAUGGAACCAUGACUUGUGUAACUCAGUGGGGAGUGGGGGGCGUUAAGCAUACGGUGAGAUAAAAAGGUACUGGGGACUCGCAAGUACACUUAUUUCUCCAGGAGCAGAGUUGCCAAAUAAACACACACAGAUUUGUA